Colletotrichum chrysophilum is the source of this 2583-nucleotide messenger RNA. RefSeq lists its product as uncharacterized. The coding region runs from base 1 to 2583 and encodes 860 amino acids. NCBI's taxonomy places the organism in Eukaryota, Fungi, Ascomycota, Sordariomycetes, Glomerellales, Glomerellaceae. The record is from RefSeq and is a predicted model, not a curated record. The transcript is spliced from 3 exons.
AUGGCCAUCCUCCUGUACUACACACGACAGAGCCUACUAUCCCUCAGAAGCCAUCUUCCCAAGGGCCUCCUCAGUUGGCACUACCUCGAGAAGUCCCUCAACCGGCAACUUCUCGCCCUUCAACUUCUAAAGGAGCGCCACCUCAAGCAGUCGCCAUGCAAAGAUCAACAGGACCUCCACCUCAAGGGCCGCCCCAAGAGCCUCCUACUCAGCCCCCAGCUCCUCGAGGACAGCCCCAAGGGAACCUCCUCCCACUACGUUCCUGAGAAGGAUCCCUUCAACAACGGCCCAACUUACAGUGAGACCAGCCAUGACCACGGAGAAUCAGACGAGCACCGCCGAGUAGGCAAACCCAUCACCCGCCAUGGCUGGCGACGCUUCCUCCACGGAUGGAUGAUACACAUCCCCGCCAUUAUCUUGACCGCCAUCAUCCUAUGGCUUGCCUCGAGAGAACGCUACUGGUACGGCCUGACAGGCCCCAGCAGGGUCCGCCUGAGCCCCAAAGGCGUCGAGAUUUUUCUUUUGUUUGCCUUCAAGAUCUAUGAGAUCUUUGUCAUUCUUUCACUUUCCUCCAUGGCCAUCAGCAUGUUCCGCCGACGUCUCAUUGGCGGCGGUGUACGUCUGGGCUUUUUCACCGGGGCCUACCGCGUCGGUGACUUUCGCUAUAUCUUCUCCCUGCCCUUUUGGCGCCACGGCCUCUUCAGUCUCUCCUUCUGGGAGAUGAUGCUCGCCCUCUUUGUUCUCUUCGCAACCAUCUUCAGCCUCCUCUUAUUGCCUGCCGCCGGCGCCUUGCUUCUCCCGUCACUCCAGUGGUACAGCAUGAACCACAACAAGGCCUUCGGAGGCGUCAGCGCACCGCUCCUGUAUCAGACGCAGCCCGACCAGGUAUGGCCGACGCUCUUCACCGACGGCGCGCCCUGGAACAACACGCCAGUCUGCGUCGAGGCCGAGGGCAUCUACAACGCCGCCUGUCCCGCCGGCGGGUUCACCACCGUCUGGAACUGGGCCAAGGGCUACUCCACGACCGGCCUGCAGGACACCGUCACCUUCUCCAGCCCCUCGACGAAUCUCAGCCGUCAGCUGAUGAUCACCGAGGUCACCGCCGAUGCUGACACGCGGGAUCCGCCCGUCUUGUCGACCACCCCGUCCCACCACUUCAACAUCAACUUCGGCCUGGUCAAGAACUACAUUGAGAACGGAAACACAAUCACUGAGGACGACUCUCAAUACCGCCUCAGCACCCGACGAGUCAACGCCCAAAACCCGGAAUCGAGCAGCCCAAUCUACCAACCCUUCAUCCAGUCGCUGUGCAACGUUGUCCCCAAGUCAGAUGUCAUCGCCAACAACGGCUCCCUGGUGUAUCCGAUAUCAUCCCUCAACUGCUUCGGCGACGCCACCUGUCUGCAGAUGAAGCGCGCAUCACCGGCCCGCUCCCUCGACGUGUCCGCCUGGGACUCGGAAGAAUGCCACCUCCAGCUCAUCACCACUGACUUCUUCGUCUUCCAGAACGGCACGCCCAUCAUCGAAGUCGCGUGUCAGCUCCCUGACGUCAACGGCGAUUACCGCAAAGACCGUCUCUUUUCGUGCACAAUGCUGGCAACCUGGGUUGCCGCCGACGUCUCGACCGACUCGAGCGAGUGCGGCGGGCUGGUAUCUGACCUGAACGACCCCGAGGCCAUGAUCGAGACCUACCAGAAGACGUCUUUCAGCGGAAACACAGAGGGUUACGUGAUGAAGUUCGACCCCAGCUGGUUCCAGUACCUCUCCCCAGUCUCCUUCGCAUCGUCCGUCGCCUUCAACGGCUCCGACGCGUUGCGGUACUACAACCCGCCAGAGAGUCUCGUGCGCAACUUCGUCGACGCAGAGGUCGCGCAGAACAUCACGAACCCCAGGAUCACCAACAGCACCAUCGACUCCGCGCGCGCCGAGGUGUUCCUGGCCAAGGUUUUCGGCGUGUACCUCACCGACGCCAUCGCGCGUACCGGCUCGAGCAGCACGGCGCUGAUACGCUCGGAGUCGGGUCAGUCGGCGAACCAACUCCCGGUGGUCAACUCCAACGUCCAGUCCAACGUCCAUUUCAGCAUCAAAGGGGGCACUCCCGCGAACGAGACCACCGGGCCGACGGUCGUGAAACACAUUUCGGGCCGCGCCGCGCAAGACGACCUCCUCUCCGAGUCGAUGGGCUUCGACUUUGGCGUCGAGAGGUACGGCUGGGGCACCGGCAAGCCGUCGCGGGCACUGGAGUUUGGGAAAGCUAUCUUAUACAUGUACUUUGCCGUCCUAAUUUUGUACCUGCUGACGGUUAUUGGCGGUCUCAUCUUGGAGCUUUGUGGCCUUUACCCGAACAUGCGCGUGCUGAGCAUCGUUCCCUGGUGGGAUCUGCAGGGCUUGCUCGUCCUCGCGAUGAAGACACCCCUGGCUGAUGGGGACUUGGUGGAUGCCGGAGCGGGAGUCACUUCGUCUCACGUUUGGAGGAAGAGGGUGAGAGCGAUGGCGGACCUUGAGCACAAUGUCCAGUUGGUGUUCAACGACGAUACGGUCAGGGACGAGUUGGACAAGACUGGGAAAGUAAAAUACUUCUAA